Liolophura sinensis is the source of this 6165-nucleotide messenger RNA. Its product is annotated as scavenger receptor cysteine-rich type 1 protein M160-like. Bases 1 to 6165 code for a protein of 2054 amino acids. Gene Ontology annotation, biological process: proteolysis. The transcript is spliced from 40 exons. Lineage: Eukaryota; Metazoa; Mollusca; Polyplacophora; Chitonida; Chitonidae. The record is from RefSeq and is a predicted model, not a curated record. Gene Ontology annotation, cellular component: membrane. Gene Ontology annotation, molecular function: serine-type endopeptidase activity; protein binding.
AUGAGCGUGGUCCGUUACCAUGGCGACAGCGAAACCUCGCUCUGGACGAGAGUCGGUAACUAUGGUAAUCGCUGGCGCCUUGCACAGGUUGCCCUGGGACAAGGUCAUCACAAUUUGUCCCUGGUAUACAGGAUUCACAGUACAAAUGGCAGUAUCGACUUGAAUUCGCUGAUGUCGAAGAUGACUGUUCUAGUGGAUGAUUUCCGGGUGAUUGAGGCCAGAUGUCAGCCGUCAAUUAUUUCCUGCAGCAAAAGUGAAUUUCGCUGUGGUGAAGGUCACUGCAUACCAUGGUCGUCUUUCUGUGACGGAAUAGCCAGUUGUGAAGAUGGAAAAGACGAGCCCGAAGGAUGCAUAAAGGAAGGCAGUGUCCGUCUUGUUGGGGGCGGUCCACACCCGGGUCAGGGUCGUGUUGAGAUGCUCCAUCAGGGAAUGUGGGGUCCAAUCUGCGGAGAUGGCUGGAGCAGAAGAGAGGCUACUUUAGUCUGUCGUUCUUUGGGAUACAGCUGGUAUUCACUGGAUGCGUACUGGGGCUUCACUCGGGACACUUUUGGGAGUCACGUUGAACCUCUCUGGGGACCUCUGACUUGUGAUUACUCUCAUCUAAACAUGUCAGACUGUGAUGGUUUCGGUGCAAGGAGCCCUAACUGGUGUCACUCCGUCGGUCAAGUAAGCUGCCGAGGACAAGUGAUUCUCACCUACAAUGUACGGUUGAACGGCAUCAGUGGUGAGGGAUGGAAAGGUGCGGUGGAAUUCUACUACGAAUACAGAUGGGGAAGCGUGUGCAUCUCAGGAUGGGACGAAAAGGCCGCCAAUAUCACCUGCAGAAUGUUAGGCUACAGCGGUGCGGUUAGAUCUCUACGUUCCGAGGAUUUGUACGGUUUGACCAUUACCCAGUUUCCUUGGCUUAGUGGUCUGCGGUGUAUCGGCAAUGAGACCUAUCUUCAUGAAUGCGAACACGAUCCUUGGUACACUGCCGAUUGCAACUCUUCUGAGACUGUGGCCGUGGAAUGUAUCAGGGAUACAGUUCCAGAAGCCAUUCCCCCUGUUUCUCAGAUCAGACUAGCAGACGGCACGGACACUUCCGGUAGAGUCGAGGUCUUCUAUGACGGGCAGUGGGGGACUGUGUGUGACGAUGAUAUGACCAACUUCACGGCUGAUUCUAUCUGCAGACAACUUGGAUACACUGAUGGCGAUUUCAUGUCUAGUACAAUACCUGGCAGCGGACCUAUUUGGUUGGAUGAAGUAAAAUGCCUGAACGGGUUUGUCCCUUUCUUUAACUGCUCCCACAAACUCGGCAUUCAUGACUGUAACCACUACGAAGACGUGUCCGUGGAAUGCCGCACAGAAUGUCAAUCUAGUCAGACAUUGUGUGCGGACAAGAAGACCUGUAUUUAUUCGGACUUCAUCUGUGACGGAGAUUUGGACUGCCCUGGUGGCGAAGAUGAGACGUCCUGUGUUCCCUCUUGUUCGAGUGGUGAUUUCGUGUGCCAGGACCUCACCUGCUUGUCGGGACAUCGACAGUGCGACGGAAUCCCGGAUUGCAAAAAUGACGAAGAUGAGAGAAAUUGUGUUCGGCUGACCGCAGCUUUCGAUGUGGAGGCCCUCCAUGAAUCAGAGUGGAGGCCUCUGUGUAUAUCUGAGGAACAUGCUGGCGCUCUAGCAGACGUCGUGUGCAGAAUGGCAUCUUAUGGAUCAGCCUCAGACAUCUCCACUCAGCAGGUGUCAGGCAGUGCGUGGAUUGCCUCCCCUUCUUAUACUAACGCCAGCACGCUUCCUGGAUUCUUGUUGGAAAACAGCAGUGAUUGUGGGAACCUGCGAGUAACCUGCCAGUCCAAGGGUUGUGGAAUGGGAAGCCCUCGUCGGCUGCCAACUGGAGGAAGUCCAACACCUCUGAUCGGAGACUGGCCUUGGCACGUUAGGAUAUGGUCCGGGGAGUCCAUUUCCGGUCCGAUGUGCGACGGGGUUCUGGUUAACGAUUUCUGGGUGUUAACAAGCUCCAACUGUACAAAUCAACUGUCCCCUCCACUGACUGUUGGGGGCGGGGCUUGGGAUCAGGAGAAUGGGACAGAGUGGCGAUCAAACGUGACGAACACUAUCAAUCAGGACCCCAGGACUGUCGAACCCCAAGUCAGUUCGCUGACCCUUCUGAAGCUGAGUAGAGAUGGAGUUGGACAUGUUGACCGCUCAGCCGUGUGCAUGCCUUCCGCAGACGACCCUGUCUCUCGUCAUUGUUACCUCGUUUCACAGCAACCCAACGCCAAAGAGCUGCAAGAAAUCCAUGUUUCCACCACAACGCCUGACUCUUGCGCACAGUCACAAGUUAACUUAGGCCAGCGCCCAGACGACAGCACUAAAUGUAUUGUGUACAAGAGAGCCGAAUUUUCCCGAACGUUUCCCUACUGUUUGAGAGAUCCAGGAGUUGGAAGUCCCAUCGUAUGUCAGCAUCCUAGCGGCCAGUGGGUGUUAGAGGGCGUGUCCUGGCGAGAGAAUUUUUGCACGUCAAGUGAUGCGGAAAACGUGGUGACGUCAGUUAGGCAUAAUGUGCAAUGGAUUUUAAAGAAUACAGAAUGUCCGUUCCAGUGUACAGACAAGUGUCUGGAUGACCUAAGCUCCGUUUGUGACGGAAAAAGGGACUGUCCUAAUGGAGAAGACGAAAGUGUUGUCUGUGACCCAGGAAUCACGUGUACGUUCGACUAUUUCUCCAACUGUGGGUUCAGUGGAGGUCAAGGUGAAGGUUAUCGUUGGGUCAAAGUUCGAAAGGUCACCGACUCGGAAGCUGUUGACGAUCAUUCACGUAGAACAGCAUAUGGAGGUUACUUCGCUAUUCGUGAGGGAUCUGGGCCCAGCAGUCAGACACCCGAUGGCGCUCACCUGACGUCACCGGAGCUCAUGACGCCAUCGGAAUCCAUGUGUUUCAUCAUCCACUUUAUCUUGAAGGCAUUCCCGACCACGGAAAUAGAAGUAGUUGCCAUGGGAACUCUGAUAAACACGACACUCCUUCAUUUACGUGGAGAAUACAGCGACUCCUGGCGACGUGCUGUGCUGAAAAUAAAUUCCACUCUGGCACGUCCUUUACGGAUUGGUUUUGUGGCACGAAAUGUCACGAAAACAUCGGUUAUUGGUAUAGAUGAUAUCCAGAUCUCGGAGAAUUGCUCAUUGGCUUGCGAGGGUGAGCAAUUCCGAUGUGGGAACAGUUUUUGUAUCGACCAUAGUAGUGUCUGUGAUGGUUUCAUACAUUGUCCGGAUGAGUCUGAUGAAACCAACUGUACAGGGAGGAUAUCUUGUGACUUUGAGACGUCCACGUGUGGCUAUUGGAACGCGUCGCUAGACACAUCACCUGCUGGGUGGCGAUGGUCAUACGACACACUGAUCCCUUUUGAUGGCCCCGACUUUGACCACACGACAAAACUGCAAAUAAAGGCGUCACGUCGUCAGCUCCAUGUCCGACUCGUGAACGGUAGAAAGACCAACUCAUCAUUCUCUGGUCGGGUAGAGGUCUUCUAUAACGGGGUCUGGGGUACUGUGUGUGACGAUGGCUUUGGGUCCUCUGAUACCAGGGUCAUUUGUAGGAUGCUAGGUUACAGGAGCGGUACGUAUCAUUGUUGUGCAAGGUAUGGCAGAGGUAACGGACAAAUCUGGCUGACUGGCUUAAGAUGUCAGGGCACAGAGGAGGAUAUCACCACUUGUGACCACUCCGGAUGGGGAGUAACGACUGGCUGUUAUCACGGUGAAGAUGUUGCAGUCACCUGCAGGAUUCCGAUGAAUGAACAUGUAGUCGGAAAAGAUGGAGUACGCUUAGUGGGAGGUGAGCAGAACUCCAGCUCUUUGUCUGGCCGCCUGGAGGUCUUUUAUAACCUUGAGUGGGGCACGGUUUGCGAUGACAGAUUUGGGGACACGGACGCAACUGUAUUCUGCAGAAUGCUUGGCUACAGAACCGGCAGAAGCGCAGGUUCAAGUGUGUUUGGCCAAGGAUCUGGUAGAAUCUGGUUGGAUGAGGUGGGUUGUCGCGGGACAGAGGAUGACAUUACACAAUGUGAUCACCCUAACUGGGGAAGCCACGAUUGCUCCCACUCUGAAGAUGUCGGUAUCAGAUGCUCAGGUCUGAUCUCUUCUCAACCGAGGAAAAAUUCCACCGUCACAAACAUAACAGGAUCUUUCCUGUUCACUACGGGUAAUCAUGACAGUCUUCUAACGCCUUGGUUUAUCAACAAAGAGCCGAUGUGUUUGGAGUUUUAUUACUUCAUCGUUCCAAAUCAAACGGACAGAUCUGAUGCCUUUGUGGUGAAGUCUCAAUCGUCCAGGGAGAAUUCAGUUAUCUGGAGUGUCGGAGGAUAUCAAGGCAGCAAGUGGAGGCUGGCACAAAUUCAAAUUUCUCUCGGAAGACAGCGGUUCGAGUUCACAAACAACUGGCGUGUGAGAGUUGCAAUAGAUGACGUCAGAAUGAUACCCGGACACUGCACCACAUCUGUUGCGUCUUGUGAUGUAAUGGAAUAUAGAUGUAAAGAUGUCAGCUUAUGUAUUUCACAAGAAUUUCUGUGUGACGGCAAGGCACACUGCCCGGAUGGCGAUGACGAGAAAAACUGCAGCACUCUCCGCCGUGCAGGUAUGGUGCGUAUAACCACCAGCAAAACCAACACAACGUUGUCAAAGUUCAGCGGAGUGGUGGAGUUGUUUAAGGAUGGCGAAUGGCGCCCGAUCUCGGCGCAGUCAAGGUUGUCAUACACAGCAUUACAAGUCAUUUGUAGACAGAUGGGCUUCAUGACAGACAUAUCGAGCCAGACAGCAGGGACGCAAACAACCUCAUACGCCGAUACGUGGGAGCUGUAUUCUGUGAGCUGCUUGGGCUCAGAGAAAAACAUUCUAGAUUGUGUCGAUAUAAUUCCCUACAGAGGAGCCCACAAAAUUCAAGUCAGCUGCCCUUGGGUUGACCCUACCGAGCCUUUGACAAACUACAUCAGACUAGCAGGCGGAGCGACACCUAGUGAGGGCAGGUUAGAGAUCAGGUCCGGUAACUCGUGGGGAACAGUGUGUGACGACAACUUCGGAGUUGCAGAGGCAAGUGCCGCCUGCAGAACUUUAGGAUACAGGGGUAAACCGGAAAUUCUGUCGACGUCACAUCCUGGCGUAGGUCCUAUAUGGUUGGACGACGUCUUCUGUGACAUCUUCGACCACAACUUUUUCAUGUGUUCCACGAGGCAAUUUGGUGUCCACGACUGCACGCACUAUGAGGAUGUAUCCCUGAAAUGUGUUCAAGAUUGUGGCAGCGGAUAUUUGAUCUGCCGAGACGGACUGACCUGCGUGCAUACUGAAUGGAUCUGCGACGGAGAACAGGAUUGUCCUGACGGCGAUGACGAGGAGGGAUGCAAUAAAUGUUCUGCUGAUCAGUUUACUUGUAAGAAUUACGAAUGUAUCCGAAGCGACUGGCGAUGUGAUGGAAUCCCUGAUUGUCAAGAUGGCAGCGAUGAGGACAGAUGCUUACAUUUUACUGAGGAUCACAGCGUGCGAAUCCAGACAUCUGAUGGCCAGUGGGGAACGUUGUGUGUAGGAUCUAGCGACAUGAACCAGUUGGCAGUGAAUACUUGUGAUUACCUUGGAUAUAAAGCCGUGAAGAACGUGUCUCUUGGUCUGUCCCAGAAGCCGGGUUUAUUAGCAACCCCAUCAGUUGUUGAGCGAAAUUUAAUCAGUGGCUACAACCUGACGGUGUCCCAAUCCUGUGAUCCUAUAUUGGUUGAGUGCGAGUCAUUGGAGUGUGGUGUCCAAGGUUACGAAGAAAUAGAAGAGAUCGGUGUAAGCGCCAAGCGUUCCAAGGUGGCCGAGUGGCCAUGGCUUGUACUCAUCAACACGGGAGGUAGCUUUGUAUGCACUGGAGUGCUACUAAGUGAAAACUGGGUUUUAGCGCCAUCUUGUGGCAGGUUGAUUGGUAGCAACACCACAAUUCGGCUUGGUGUAGAGAACCGACAUGAGCGUGGUAAGCAGGAAGUAGAGCGCCAAGUUGCAAGAAAGGUGCUGAAUGAAGAUAACACAUUGGUGAUGCUGUUGCUGUCCGCUCCCGUCACUUUCACACCCUAUAUCCGGUCUGUGUGUCUCCCUCCGAAGUUUAAUUUUGCCCCGACGGACUGCUUCAGCAUAGGGUGGAGACGAAAAGGUAACUGGUACUAUAAAUGA